This is a messenger RNA of Necator americanus (New World hookworm), 288 nucleotides long. RefSeq lists its product as uncharacterized. The record is from RefSeq and is a predicted model, not a curated record. Lineage: Eukaryota; Metazoa; Nematoda; Chromadorea; Rhabditida; Ancylostomatidae. Bases 1 to 288 code for a protein of 95 amino acids. The transcript has a single exon.
AUGGGAGUGAAAGGUGACGUCAGGCAGGUACACAAUGUCCGCUUCGCUGAUGGCAUCGUGCGCAUGACAUCUAGCAGCAGCGAUGCGGAACGAAUGCUGGCAGAAUUUGACAAAAAGUAUAAAAAGAUCAGUCCUCAGCUGGAUUUGGAAAAGACUAUGUCCAUGAACAACGGAUUUGAUAUCGCAUUCGAUGCAUUUGAUGCGUUGAAGCCGAGAGAAAGAAUACCAAUGCUCUGGCUAGGGGCGUCGAAGUCAGGAAACGAACUUAGUGGCUUCGGGGCUAGGUAG